AUGUCAGGAUCACCAGCUCAAAACGGAAUUGACUUGACUGAAUUCAAGCAGAAUAAGCGCCUUAUCGAAAGUCUUGUGGAGGAUAAACUUGCAUUGAAGCGCCAAUUACAACAAAGUGAAGUUGUUAGGGAAAGAGCUUUGCGUCUAUUGGCAAGAUAUGAACAGGUUCUACUGUCAAAUACUCCCACUGGGAGAAUGUAUCAUUUCUCAGAUGGCAUUGCCUUUAUGGAAUUUGUUGAAGGUGAUUUGAAUCAGGAUGCUCCUCUCAAUAAUACUCAACCUUUUGCUUUUUAUGGUCUACCAGCUCCACCUCAAGCUUCACCAGCUAUUGCAGGUCAAACAAUACCUCCAGUACCAGCUCCAAAUCAAUUUCCAGCAGCAGCCCCAUUUCCAGCUCCAGCUCCACCUAUUGGUGCUCCAGUUACAGCACCUGUACCAUCACCAAUGUUACCUCAAGUACAACCACCGAUUGCACCAACUGAACAGGAAUCAAGACAGAAGAAUACCUCCUCCGAUCAGUUCAAGCCUCCUCAAAACCGUCCUUCACAUGGAACAUCACUACAACCUCCAAAGAACAAUGUUCCUGUCAUGAAUUCUCCUUCUAUCAAUGCCCUCAACCAAAGAACAGAAAAAGGCCAUCACUUGCCAAACACGACACAAUUACCACCAAAUAAUACACCACCAUUGACACCACUCAACAGAACAGGUAAUUCUGCUGCUCCUAAUUCUAACAAUGGUGCUGGUAACAUCACAACCAUCUCAAAUUCACCUUUUGUUAAAAAUACACCAACAUCAAAUUUAGCUACAAAGACCACAAGUUCAGGAUCUUCAACUUCUAGUCAAAGUAAACCAAAGAGAUCAUUCUAUCUGCCAAAUGAUAACCUGCCUGUUUCAACAAAGAGAACUGAGGUCUCUGAUAAUGAAAGUGAUGAAAGUAAUUAUGCUACCCCAGAAAAAUCAAUUGGAGAUGCAAACCUAAAUAAUACAACUAAUCCAAUAAAUAAAGAGCAAGAAAUUGGAAAUCCAGCACCUCAAACCAAUGAUUCAACAUUAGCAAGACCAGCUCCAUUACAAACAACUCAAUCAAGCGGCUCUGAGAAAGAAAAUAUCCAACCACCAACUACAGAAAAUAGCAUAGCUUCUAAACAGUCAUCUAUCAACUCCUCACAGAAAAGGCCACUUGAAGAUAGUCAAGCUUCUGAACCAAAAAGACCUAGAAUUGCCGAAUCAACUGAUUCUCAACCAAAAUCUUUCCAAGAAUUUGAAACUACUUCCAAAUGUUUAUCAAUUUUACACGCUUCAGAAUAUGGUCUUUCAGUUGCCGUGAAUUUCGCACAAGGUAAAGCUUACAACAAUGUUGAGACGUUAUUGGACCAUGCUUAUUACUAUUUCUGUUUGCGCAAUAGAGUUAUCGUUGCAGCCAAAAAGACAGAUUAUUCACAUGGUGGUAUGAUUCAACAUCAUUGUCAUACUUGUGCUAAAGUUAUCUUCAAAGCUGAAGUUACCAAUACACAGGCUGCUCGUAUUCAGCUAUUGGAGAAGAAUCAUGAAUGUUCAAUUGGUGAUAUCAAGAAUCAAUUGAAGAGAUUAUGGAAAACUGAUAAAGAUGCACAAGAAAAGAUGAAAUUUUUUGAUCAUUUUUAUCAAGAGUUUGGAUUACCAAAGACUAAGAAUUUGAUUUAUCAAUAUGGGUUAAGAAAAAAAUCAUCAUGGGAAAUUACAAAUUUAACUACAACUUUCUUACAGAAAAAUGGAGCAGUUUUAGAAGAAUUAGUGGAAGCUACAAAUUAUACAACUGAUCAAUUAGUGAGACUGUUCAGUUUAUACAUUUUACGUAUAACGGAUAAAGAUGUCAAUGAUGAGAAACUAAAAGAAAUUGCAGCUUCACAAAAUCUGAAGUUUACUUACAACACUAAAUAG
This is a messenger RNA of Hansenula anomala, 1920 nucleotides long. RefSeq lists its product as uncharacterized. Lineage: Eukaryota; Fungi; Ascomycota; Saccharomycetes; Phaffomycetales; Wickerhamomycetaceae. The record is from RefSeq and is a predicted model, not a curated record. The transcript has a single exon. The coding region runs from base 1 to 1920 and encodes 639 amino acids.